Molecule: messenger RNA, 1455 nt
Organism: Panicum hallii
Lineage: Eukaryota; Viridiplantae; Streptophyta; Magnoliopsida; Poales; Poaceae
Product: UPF0481 protein At3g47200-like
Exons: 2
Coding region: 1-1455 (484 amino acids)
Source: RefSeq, a predicted model, not a curated record
AUGGAGAAGAAGCUGGACGGCGCCGAGCCGGUGGGGACGAAGGAGAAGUGGAAGCGGCACUCCAUCUUCCGCGUGCCGCACCAGUUCAAGGCGGUCCACGGCAAGGUGUUCGCGCCGCAGACGGUGGCCCUGGGCCCCUUCCACCACCACGACGCCGCCCUGCGCCCCAUGGAGGAGCACAAGCUCAGGGCCGUCCGGCGCCUGCUCCGGCGAGCCGGCGACAGGCCGCUGCGCGAGCUCGCCGCCGCCGUGGGGGACAUGGCCGAGGAGCUGGAGGACGCGUACGCGGGGCUGGGCGCCGAGUGGCGCGGCGGGAACAGGGGCAGGUUCCUGGAGAUGAUGGUCGCGGACGGCUGCUUCCUGCUGGAGGUGAUGCGGAGGAAGUUCAAGGACUACGACCCGGAGGACCCUGUGUUCGGCGAGCACGCCGGGAAGCACAUCGCGGCGUUCGUGCAGCGGGACAUGCUCAUGAUCGAGAACCAGCUGCCGCUGGCCCUGCUCCGGAGGAUCGUCGCCGUCGAGAGCGGAAAACUUCCGGACGAGCGUUCGAUCAACAACCUAGUGGCCGAGUUCCUCUGCGAGGACGGUUGGUGUGCCACCGAGGUAGGUUCGCGACUCGGGCUUCACCCUCUCGACGUCUACCGCCGGAGCCUUCUCCGGCCUUGGCCGUUGCCGUCCAGACAAGAGGGGCAGAGAACCUACUGUUGCUUUCCGACAAUAGGGGGAGCAGCAAGGGCCUGUCAGCAGCAUUGCAGUUCUUGUUGUCUUCCAACAAGAUCAGAGACAGGAGCAGCGCCGCCGUCGCCCCGCUCCCGUGGCGCACCCACAGCGGCGUCGGCGUCGCGCCCCCCACCUCUGCCCCCGCGCUCGGCGCAGAGGCUCUGGGAAGCGGGCAUCCGGUUCAGGCGCAGCGAGACGCGCCUCCUCGACGACAUCCGCUUCGACAGGUGCACGCGCAGGCUGAGGAUGCCCAAGAUCAUCCUGGACGACUCCACCGAGUACAAGUUCAGCAACCUGAUGGCGUUCGAGGCGCUGCACGCCGGCGCCGGGAGCGGCGGCGUGACGGCGUUCGUGCUGUUCCUGAGGGACAUGGUCGACUCCGCGGGCGACGUGGCGGCGCUGCGCGAGGGCGGGGUCCUCGACCACGACCUCGCCGGCAGCGACUGGGCCGUGGUCAGGCUGGUCAACCGCCUGAGCAGGGACGUGGCCAAGUUCAGCGACAGCUACCUGUGCUGCGUCCGCCGUGAGGUUGAGGACUACUGCAACGGCGACAAGUGGCGCGUCUUCGUCUUCAAUUCGUGGGCCAAGCUCAAGGGCACCUACCUGUCGAGCCCCUGGGCGUUCAUCGCCCUCGUCGUCACCAUCUGGCUCGUCGGCACCGACAUGACCCAGACGCUGUACGCCGUCGAGACCUACGAGCGUGAAUAUGGAGGAAACGCCACCAAGAGCCCCUGA